Messenger RNA from Aethalodelphis obliquidens (Pacific white-sided dolphin), 4980 nucleotides. RefSeq names its product plakophilin 1 (gene PKP1). The coding region runs from base 239 to 2422 and encodes 727 amino acids. Gene Ontology annotation, cellular component: adherens junction; nucleus; cytoplasm. Gene Ontology annotation, biological process: cell-cell adhesion. The record is from RefSeq and is a predicted model, not a curated record. Gene Ontology annotation, molecular function: protein binding. Lineage: Eukaryota; Metazoa; Chordata; Mammalia; Artiodactyla; Delphinidae. The transcript has 14 exons.
GGCGCCGGGCGGGGCGGUAUAUCCAGCGCGGCGAAGGGCGGGCCCGCCAGUGCUUGGGCCAGGACGCGCCGGGUGGAAGUGCCGGGAGCAGCAGCCGGGAGCUGUCACGCGCGUGGUCGUCGCUCUAUGGGCACAGGGAGCCUCUGAGCACGAGAAGACCCCGCUGCCUACCCGCACGUCGCGAGCCCCGCACCUCGCACCUUGCCGCUCGCUUUCCGGGCCCGCGCCCCGCGCCGCCAUGAACCACUCGCCGCUCAAGACCGCCCUGGCCUACGAAUGCUUCCAGGACCAGGACAACUCGACGCUGGCCCUGCCGUCGGACCUGAAGAUAAAGACCGGCACGUCGGGCCAGCAGCGCGUGCAGGAGCAGGUGAUGAUGACCGUCAAGCGGCAGAAGUCCAAGACUUCCCAGUCGUCCACCCCGAGCCACUCCAUCCGAGGUUCCAUGUAUGACGGCCUGGCCGACAAUUACAACAGCUGCGGGACCACCGGCCGAAGCAGCUACUACUCGAAGUUCCAGGCGGGGAACGGCGCGUGGGGCUAUCCGAUCUACAAUGGGACCCUUAAGCGGGAGGCAGACAACAGGCGCUUCAGCUCCUACAGCCAGAUGGAGACCUGGGGCCGGCAGUACCCCCGCAGCAGCUGCGUUCCCCCCGGCACCGGCAGCGACAUCUGCUUCAUGCAGAAGAUGAAGGCCAGCCGCAGCGAGCCCGACCUCUGCUGCGACCCCCGCGGCACCCUGCGCAAGGGCACGCUGGGCAGCAAGGGCUUCAAGACCGCCCAGAACCGCUACAGCAUCUAUAGCACCUGCAGCGGCCAGAAGGGGGCCAAGAAGUACCCGGUGCGCCCGCCCUCCUGCACCUCCAAGCAGGACCCCGUGUACGUCCAGCCCAUCACCUGCACCAAGGACCAGUCCUUCAGCCACUCAAGGGCCAGCUCCAAGAUCUGCAGCGAAGACGUUGAGUGCAGCGGGCUGACCAUCCCCAAGGCCGUGCGGUGCCUGACCUCCCCAGACAAGAAGUGCCAGGCCAUCGGGGCCUAUUACAUCCAGCACACCUGCUUCCAGGAUGAGUCCGCCAAGCAGCAGGUGUACCAGCUGGGCGGCAUCUGCAAGCUGGUGGACCUUCUCCGCAGCUCCAACCAGAAUGUGCAGCAGGCCGCGGCCGGGGCCCUGCGCAACCUGGUGUUCCGCAGCACCACGAACAAGCUGGAGACUCAGAGGCAGAGCGGCAUCCGCGAGGCCGUCAACCUCCUGAGGAGUACCAGCUGCACGGAGAUCCAGAAGCAGCUGACCGGGCUGCUCUGGAACCUGUCCUCCACCGACGAGCUAAAGGAGGAGCUGAUCUCGGAAGCCCUGCCCGUCCUGGCUGACCGGGUCAUCAUCCCGUUCUCCGGCUGGUGCGAUGGCAACAGCAACGUGCCCCAGAAAGCCGUGGACGCUGAGGUCUUCUUCAAUGCCACCGGCUGCCUGAGGAACCUGAGCUCCGCAGACACGGGGCGCCAGGCCAUGCGCAACUACACGGGUCUCAUUGACUCCCUCAUGGCCUAUAUCCAGAAAUGUGUGGCAGCCGGCCGCUGUGACGACAAGUCUGUGGAGAACUGCAUGUGCACCCUGCACAACCUCUGCUACCGCCUGGACACCGAGGUGCCCACCCGCUACCGCCAGCUGGAGCACAACGCCCGCAAUGCCUACACCGAGAAGUCCUCCACCGGCUGCUUCAGCAGCAAGAACGGCAGGAUGAUGAACGACAACUACGACUGCCCCCUUCCUGAGGAAGAGCCCAACCCCAAGGGCAGCAGCUGGCUGUACCACUCGAACGCCAUCCGCACCUACCUGAACCUCAUGGGCAAGAGCAAGAAGGACGCCACCCUGGAGGCCUGCGCCGGCGCCCUGCAAAACCUGACCGCCAGCAAGGGGCUGAUGUCCAGCGGCAUGAGCCAGCUGAUCGGGCUGAAGGAGAAGGGCCUGCCUCACAUCGCCAAGCUCCUGCAGUCGGGCAACUCGGACGUGGUACGGUCCGGAGCGUCCCUCCUGAGCAACAUGUCCCGCCACCCCGCGCUGCACCGGGUGAUGGGGAACCAGGUGUUCCCGGAGGUGACCAGACUCCUUAGCAGCCAUACCGGCCACACCAGCAACUCGGAGGACAUCCUGUCCUCGACCUGCUACACCGUGAGGAACCUGAUGGCGUCGCAGCCUGCGAUGGCCAAGCAGCACUUCUCCAGCGACAUGAUCUGCAACGUCAUCAACCUGUGUCGCAGCAGCACCUCCCCCAGGGCUGCAGAGGCCGCCCGACUCCUCCUGGCUGACAUGUGGUCCAGCAGGGAGCUGCAGGGGGUCCUCAGACAGCAAGGUUUCGAUAGGAGCAUGCUGGGAACCUUAGCUGGGGCCAGCAGCCUCAGGAACUUCUCCUCCCGAUUCUAAGAAGAGGCUGCCCAAGCAAGUUCAGCUUGCAGACGUGAUACGAUCCAGCUGAGAAGACUCGGGCCUUGCUGGAGGGGUAUUCUGUCCAGCUGCACAGUAUUGGGAAAUGUCUAACCACAGCUGAGAGCAAACCGGGAUGCUGUGGAUGACAAGAAUACGUUUAGAUUUUUUUUUUUUUCUUGGGGGAACUGACAGGCAAUGGGGGUUGGGGAGGGUUGGGGGGCCUUUCUUCAGUUAAGGGAGCUUACAUCUGAUGUCAAUACUUCUUUGGCCGAGAAACGGUACAUAUACAUGUGUAUAGUGUGUGUGUGUGUGUGUGUGUGUGUGUGUGUGUGUGCGCGCGCACGCACGUGCUGAAAGCACGACCUGAACCUGCAAAGAGCUGUGGGAGCUGCCGGGCUGCAGCUCACGGUGGUGGAGGGACUCGCCCUCACGGGCGCGGACAAUGUGUGCUUUGGGUGUAGCUUCCCCGUCGUCCUGAGCUGUGUGUGCCGGGGCAGGGGCCACGCCAGCGCCAGGCCCACGGGGACCUCUGCAGGGGGCGGGGCGCGGGGGGGAAUAUGUGAGGCCGGGGGCUCAACCCCCGCUAAGAGGCAGCUCUGCAGGAAGGGAGGCUGGCGGGGUUCGGUGUAUCUCCUGGGAAGAUCUAGUUGUGCGCUUGUGCAGCCCAGCCCCCGGUGCCACGUGGCCGUCUGCAAGAUGGGCCAGGACAGGCACGCUGGCUUUGCUGUGUGAAGGCUGUCCCGAGGGUAGGUGCCAGAGAGGGGGCCUGGCCAUUCUCGCAGGCUGUGUACCCGUCAGAGCAGGCUCAGCCUGGGAAGCCCCUGCCUUCCGGGGGCUUGGAAUCCACUUGUUGCAGGAGAAGGAAGGAAGGAUGGUGCUCAAGGCCCAGCAGCUGUUCAGGGACUGGCAGCUUGGUCCUCGUGUUCCCAGCGGAGGGGCAGGCUGGGCCAGGCAGGGAGUCAGCCAGGAGGGUCCUGCCCUGUGCGCCUGCCGAGAUCCAAGCGAGGGAGUGUUUUGGGUCCCAGGAGACUCGGAGGAAGGGAAUUUGGAUAGAACAGGAAGGGGAGCCGCCCCCGUCCCAGCCAGAGGCCGCUCGCUUCUUCCCCGACCCCAGCCCUCUGUCUCUACUUUGUGCAAACCGCAGGGGACGUGAUAAGAGGCCCACCAGGGACACUGGCCACCCCAGACCCCAGACUCCUGUGCAUUUCAGAUGAGAAGUAGAGGAGGGGCCUCCGGAGAAGGGCUGUGGAAAUGGUCCUUGGUCUGCACUGUAGGACAGGGCAGGACACAGCGUCCCCGCCAAGCGGCACUGGUGGUGAUAGAGGCGGACUGGCUGCCUCGUCCUCCCUCCUCCCUCCUCCCGGCCUGGAGUUCCCCCCACGCCCCGUCCAGCCCCACCGCUCACCCCAGCAGUCAGAGCCUCUGCACUGAGGACCCUCCUGAUGAGAGAUGUGGCAGCAGGACGGGACUAGGGAGCGGGUGGGGAACAGACCCGAGAUGACGGGCCACGCAGCCAGGCGUGCUCUGGUGCUGGGUCUGUGCCGCGUCCUCCCCGCCCCUCGUGGUGGUGGCUUGCCUCUCUCUCAGGGCCCGUGGGGAGCUGGUGCCAGUAGACUGUCCCCUCUGCCAUCCCUCAGGGCCCAGAGGAACUGGUUUCUCAAAGAAACACGUACAGAGCCCGGCAGUGUUGUAAGCACUCUGGAUACGUCAGUGAAUGGAGAGGCCACACCCCCGUCUCACGUUCUCCUGGAGGAAGGAGGGGCCCUGGGGUCCCUGGCGUUAGGGAUCCCCAGUGUGAGAGGACCAUGCAGUCCAGUCAGGGCGAGAGGGAACUAGCCGAUGACCCUGUGGGGGUGCCCCUUCCCUCGGCUUUCCUUCCCCCGCAGGGUUGGGGACCGGGGCCCAGCUUCUGCCUUGGGGAUGGGCAGCUUUCCAGACCCCCGUGGGCCAGGCGGACCGUCAGGCCAGGCCUGGCUUUGGUCACCUCUCUCAUGACUUCUGAGGCCAGCCACCCGGGCCUGUCGCUUUGGAAGAGGCAGACCUCGGAGGGGCCUGUGGAUAAAUUUCCUACAGAAGGAGCACGGGGUCCGCUGAGGCACAGCUCAGGAUGUGAAGCAUACGUCAGCCGCGCGCUGUCGGGCUCGACACCCAGAACAGGACGGUCCAACGCCGAGUGGGGGAGGACCCUGUCCUCCCUGUUGCUGCCCCGACCCAGGGCCUCCUGCGCGUAAGACAGACCUGGUCACUGGCCACCGGCAGCCGGUGCAGCGGGGCCGGCCUAGCAGCGCAGACUCAGCCGCCCCCGGGACGCAGAGGCAGAGCUGGUCCCAUCCACCCUGGAGCCUGGCUGGGGCGGGGGCAGCUGGGACAGUGAGGAAGGGGCUCUGGCUGGGCAGGGAGGGAGGGUGGGGCACUCUGCAGCCCGUGCCCCCGCCCCCGCUCCAUGUUUGCGGAGGAACCUAGCGCUGGCCAGGCCCGUUUCCCUGGGGGGUACACUGUGCGUUUGCUUUUUUUGGAAAUAUAGGAAAUCAAUAAAUUGCUGGCAUUUCUUUGAA